Falco peregrinus (peregrine falcon) is the source of this 2953-nucleotide messenger RNA. RefSeq names its product regulator of G protein signaling 4 (gene RGS4). Bases 700 to 1329 code for a protein of 209 amino acids. NCBI's taxonomy places the organism in Eukaryota, Metazoa, Chordata, Aves, Falconiformes, Falconidae. The transcript has 6 exons. The record is from RefSeq and is a predicted model, not a curated record.
CAGAGCAUCGGUUCAGAGAGGAGCAGGCUCCGCAAGAAACUGCAACAACAAACCAAAGCUGCUUUGCCUGUAAAAGUUCAUCUUUGCCUCAUCCAAGAGAGGCAGAGAGGUGACUGGGUCAGCCUGGAGGUACGUCCACUUGAGAAGAUUUCCACGUGAGCAUCGAAUUAACUGUGUGGCAGAAUGGUUGCUUUGGGGAGAGCAAAGGGGAAAAUGAAAAGAGGAACCAGCAAAGCUCAUCUCACUUCUCAGAUCUGAUUCUCUGACCCUUUUUAUUAUUAUCUCUGCCACUCUGAAAGUCUUUAGCAUCUUUUAUCUGUGCCAUUCCACCUUUUGUAAUAGAGGAAAGCCCCUGAAGCUUUUUCCGCCCUUUUAACUGAAUCCACCUCUGCAGCCAGACACUAAGCUUCAUUUCUGGUAAGGUUUUCAGUCCCACUCACUCCUUUGUCUUGACUUAUACGUCACCCUCUUCCUCUUGGGUGGGCAAAAAGGGGACGGGUGCUGCUGCUGUGCUGACUCCUGACUGGGUCACCCAGUGCUGCUGGGCUGUCUGGGCUAGGCUAUAAAACAGAGCCAAGGCAGCGCAGCUGGCUCAGAGGAGAGACUGAAUUCUGCAGACAGCGAAAGACCCGCACACAGCCUCUGCUGCUUCCUGCACUGUUGUUUUUCCUGGAAUACAGAACCGACCUCGGGAGCAAGAUGUGCAAGGGACUCGCUGCGCUGCCAGCCACUUGCUUAAAAAGUGCCAAAGACAUGAAGCAUCGUCUGGGCUUCUUGCUGCAGAAGUCGGACUCCUGUGACUACAGCUCUUCCCAGGGCAAGAAGGAGAAAAUACCUUCAAGCCAGAGGGUUAGCCAAGAGGAAGUCAGGAAGUGGGCAGACUCUUUGGAAAACUUGAUCCAUCAUGACAGAGGACUGGCUGCUUUCCGUGCUUUUCUCAAAUCUGAGUACAGUGAGGAAAACAUCGAGUUCUGGGUCAGUUGUGAGGACUACAAGAAAACCAAGUCACCGGCCAAGCUCAGCCCCAAGGCCAAAAAGAUCUAUGAUGAGUUCAUCUCAGUGCAGGCAACAAAAGAGGUGAACCUGGAUUCAUGCACACGGGAGAAGACGAGCCACAACAUGCUGGAGCCUACACUGUCCUGCUUUGAUGAGGCUCAGAGGAAAAUAUUCACCCUCAUGGAAAAGGAUUCUUACCGCCGUUUCCUCAAGUCCCCCUACUACCUGGACUUGGUCAGCCCACCUGGUGCUGGCUGCCGGCCUGAAAACUGCAAAAGGAGCCACACUCACACCUUAGACUGCAACUCGAACAUCAUCUCUCAGUGCGCCUGAACCUGCAGCAAGGCAGGAGCAGGCUGGGCUCCCGCAAGAGUAUAUGGCGGCAAAGGCAUUCAUCGGCAUGAAGCAUCAGAGCUGUCUCCAAUACCUGUCUAAUGUCCCAGUUGUAUUCCAUGUCAUGCAACAGCCAGCAUUUGCAACCCAAGCCAGGCUCAGUUUGUGUAGCAAACCCUCCUCUGACUCCGUCGGCGUAGGAGCCCUGGAGUCUGUGUCUGACGCGAGAGCUGGGUGCAGGCACUGCAUGGCCACUCUGUUUCUGGCGAGCCCUGUGGGUGCGGGAGGGCGGCAGGGCCGUGGGUGCUCAGACCCAGCGCUACCCAGCCAAGGGACCAGGCAUGCCAUGGCGCCGUGAGACACCUGGCAGGGAGCGGGGGAAAGAGGAAGCCAAGGGAAGCGUUUGGGACCACGAUCUCCCCUUUCUAAUUGGCAAAAAGCUUAGAUGUAAAGGACUUGCUGUGGCCCUCAGCUGUGUUUGUAGAGCUCCCAAAUGGCUAGACUGUCAGUAUUUGCUCAGAAGCCGGGCUGUGCUGCAGCACAGCAAUCGGACCCAGGGAGAGCUCCUACUCUUGCUUUGAAGGGAGGAGACCAAAACUUUUCAGCCUCCCUCGAUCCUCGCGGCCAGGAUGGCAGGGAAGCUCUCCCCUCUGGCUGCUGCUUCCUCUGUAGCAUCUAGCGUAUGCUGGCCGAGGAUCCUUCCUAGGGCUGCACAGAGCUGUUCUUUUGGAGGAGGUUCAUUAUUCCAUACAUUAGUAAUCGAGUCCUUUGUGCUCCCUGGUUAAAUACUGUAGUUGAUCAGAACAGAAGCACGUUCCUUGUCCCCCAGCCUGGUAGGGGUGUAUUACUGACUCCGGGAGUGCCCUUUGGAUUCAGGUUUGCCUGCCCUGACUUGCACAGAGCAGUUUGUGAGGGAGCAAGACCACAAACACAACAGCUGGGGAGCAAAGGCCCUGCUUGAGGAGUACUUGACAAUGUCUUUGUUUCUUUCUUUUUUUUUUUUUUAAUGUUAUUUAUGUGAGUUUGUAUUUCAGUAGCAGCAUGACUCACUUUUUUCCUGAAGAUGGUAGGAGGAAUGUGUCAGUCUCGUUACCGAUCCUGGGCUUUGCCAGACGGCUGCUUACUUUUCAGUCACUGGGGGCUUUGGGGCUGACACUGACCUGCAGCUGGAGGCACAAGGAAUGGGUGCAGGGCUUGCUGCCUUGGGCUGCCGUGCCAGGUAUCAUGCUCCCCCCAGCCCUUGGUCUCUCCUUAGCUGGAUAUUGCUGCUCUGACAACUGCGUAUUCCCCGCUCUGCAUCCCAGCCCAGAACAGUUCUCACACUGGGCUUUUGAAAUGGCAGGAGGUGGCUGUGGUUCUCCAGUAGGCACUUCCAGGCCCACAGAGAAAUGUCUCAUUUAAAAUUCACUUUAUUUCGUAUUUAUUCAAUUGUGCUGACACAUACCACCCUGCAUGUUCAGCUAAGAGAUGGAGAGGCUUGCUAAAGCUCUGAACGUAGCCAAGCAUGUGGCUAUGUUUUACUUUCCCCUGGUACUGGGAACCUGAUAACUAUUGCAAAAACUGUAUUGAUACUUAAUGAUGAAUACAUUCUAAAUAAAAAUGUUUGCAUUAGACCCUUCUAAAA